Beta vulgaris subsp. vulgaris (sugar beet) is the source of this 610-nucleotide messenger RNA. Its product is annotated as sm-like protein LSM36B. The coding region runs from base 169 to 447 and encodes 92 amino acids. Gene Ontology annotation, cellular component: P-body; U6 snRNP; sno(s)RNA-containing ribonucleoprotein complex. Gene Ontology annotation, biological process: mRNA splicing, via spliceosome; maturation of SSU-rRNA. Gene Ontology annotation, molecular function: RNA binding. The transcript has 4 exons. The record is from RefSeq and is a predicted model, not a curated record. NCBI's taxonomy places the organism in Eukaryota, Viridiplantae, Streptophyta, Magnoliopsida, Caryophyllales, Amaranthaceae.
GAAGAAAAAGAAGAAAAACAUUUACCACUUCAAAGUGCACUGCUAGGGCUUUUGGCGGGUUUUAUUCAUCUCUCUAAAAAGUUUCUCAAUUCUCUUUCUCUCUCCUCUUCUCUUUUUCCGCUUUCAACGAUUUCACAGCUGCAUACUCUCAGACAGUGAGAAAAAGAGAUGAGUACUGCUGGAAGUGAAAAAGGGUCUGCUAACACCAAAACCCCUGCAGAUUUUCUCAAAUCCAUUCGCGGUCGCCCGGUUGUUGUUAAACUUAAUUCAGGGGUCGAUUAUCGUGGUAUUUUAGCUUGCUUGGAUGGAUACAUGAACAUUGCAAUGGAGCAAACAGAAGAGUAUGUUAACGGCCAGCUGAAAAAUAAAUAUGGUGAUGCAUUUAUUCGUGGAAACAAUGUGCUUUAUAUCAGUACAACAAAGAGGACACUUGCUGAUGGAGCAUAGCUUUGAGCUCGAUAUUUGUUGAGCAAUCUGAACUCGUUCCGUUAAAAGUCAUAGACUCCAAAAACGUUCUAGAUUAUUGUAUGUAACAAGCGUGUCAAUGUGAAGAGUGAAUUGUUAGCAUGACAGUUAUGAUCAUCAGUCAAUUCAAUUUUGUUUUUGCUUA